Molecule: messenger RNA, 1398 nt
Organism: Talaromyces atroroseus
Lineage: Eukaryota; Fungi; Ascomycota; Eurotiomycetes; Eurotiales; Trichocomaceae
Product: NADP-specific glutamate dehydrogenase
Exons: 5
Coding region: 1-1398 (465 amino acids)
Cellular component (GO): cytosol
Molecular function (GO): L-glutamate dehydrogenase (NADP+) activity
Source: RefSeq, a predicted model, not a curated record
AUGUCGAACUUGCCCUCCGAGCCCGAGUUUGAGCAGGCCUACAAAGAGCUUGCGUCAACUCUAGAGAACUCAACCCUCUUCCAACAACACCCGGAAUACCGCAAGGCGCUCAAGAUUGCCUCUAUCCCGGAGCGUGUAAUUCAGUUCCGCGUUGUCUGGGAAGAUGACAAGGGCGAGCUCCAAGUCAACCGCGGCUACCGUGUCCAGUUCAACUCUGCCCUAGGUCCCUACAAGGGCGGCCUCCGUUUCCAUCCCAGUGUGAACCUGUCAAUUCUGAAAUUCCUGGGUUUUGAGCAGAUAUUCAAGAAUGCUCUUACUGGGCUGAAUAUGGGUGGCGGCAAAGGAGGCGCCGACUUUGAUCCCAAAGGAAAAUCAGAUAAUGAAAUCCGCAAGUUCUGUGUUGGCUUUAUGACUGAACUAUCCCGCCACAUUGGCGCUGAUACCGAUGUGCCAGCGGGCGACAUUGGAGUCUCUCCACGUGAGAUUGGGUUCAUGUUUGGACAAUACAAGAAGAUCCGCAAUCAAUGGGAGGGCGUGCUCACGGGCAAAGGCUUGUCCUGGGGAGGCAGUCUGAUUCGACCUGAAGCAACUGGAUUCGGGCUUGUUUACUACGUCCAACACAUGAUUCAACAUGCCAGCAAAGGCAGCGAGACAUUCGCCGGCAAACGUGUCGUGAUCUCCGGCUCCGGCAAUGUAGCUCAAUACGCAGCACUCAAAGUCAUCGAACUAGGUGGCACUGUAGUCUCGCUCUCCGACAGCCAGGGAUCACUCAUCACCGAGUCUCCCGAGGGAUUCACCCCGGCCGAAAUCGAGAGUAUUGCAGCCCUCAAAGUCGCUCGCAAACAACUCAGCUCCAUUUUUUCUGCAGAUGCCGACGCGCACAACAACACACUUUUCAGCCAGAGUAAAUUCAAAUACAUCCCCAACGUCCGUCCAUGGCUGCACGUCGGCAAAGUCGAUGUCGCUUUGCCAUGUGCCACGCAGAACGAAAUCUCCAGCGAAGAAGCGCAGGGCCUCAUUGACGCGGGCGUCAAGUAUGUAGCCGAGGGUUCAAACAUGGGAUCUACUCAGGGGGCCAUCGAUAUAUUCGAAGCCCAUCGCGAGAGUAACAAGAAUAAUAGUAUAUGGUACGCCCCCGGCAAAGCAGCCAAUCUCGGCGGUGUGGCCGUGUCCGGAUUGGAAAUGGCUCAGAACUCGGCGCGACUCAACUGGACGCGCGAGGAAGUCGAUCGCAAGUUGCAGGAUAUUAUGAAGUCGUCGUUUGAGAAUGGUUUGGAGACUGCCAAGAGGUUUGUCUCUGAAGGAGAGGAGGUGCUGCCGUCGCUUGUGGCCGGAAGUAAUAUUGCUGGGUUUAUGAAGGUAGCGGCUGCUAUGAAGGAUCAGGGAGAUUGGUGGUGA